CCCUCAAAAGCAUCAUUCCUCUUUGGGCAUUCGUGUUCACAACCCCCAGGGUUCUACCAUUACUUGCUUCUCAACUCGAUUAAUCCUUUUUUGUACCCUUUUAUCACCUACUUUUGAUCCAUCAUGGCCGACAUCACCGCCGUCGGUGAGGAGAACCCUUCUCCUACCCAGGACGACCUGCAGCAGGCCGCCGGCAAUGGCGCCGCUGACAACCGCGGUCCCAAGCGCUCCAGAAUGAGCGCAGAAGACGAUGAUGAUGAUGAUGACAAGCCCGGUCGCGAGCGCAGAAAGAUUGAGAUCAAGUUCAUUCAAGAUAAGUCGCGUCGCCACAUCACCUUCUCCAAGCGGAAGGCGGGUAUCAUGAAGAAGGCCUAUGAGCUCUCCGUCCUCACAGGUACUCAAGUAUUGUUGCUCGUCGUGUCCGAGACCGGUCUCGUCUACACUUUCACCACUCCCAAGCUUCAACCACUGGUGACGAAGGCCGAGGGCAAGAAUCUCAUCCAGGCUUGCCUCAACGCUCCAGAUCCCGCCACCAACGAAAAUGGCGUUGAAGCUCCGGAGGUACCAGCAGAGACACCUGAGGAUGUUAACCACGCCAACGUCAACCCUCAACAGUCAAAUAUUCCCCGUCCUGCGGGCAUGCACCCAGGCUACAUGACGAACGAACAGCAGCAGCAGAUGGCCUAUUAUCAGGGCUUGCAGCAGCAACAACAGGCUGGUGGGCAGUACCCCGGCAUGCCUGUGGGCAAUCGAAUGCCCCCUCAGCACCAACCCACUGCGUAGAUGGGGUCCUUAUUUGCAUACCUAGGAUGAUCUGAGGGCGGUCCGAUGGUCCGUAUUUUGCCUUCAUUGUUGCAUCCAGCAUCUGUAACCCCGCUCUGCCUACCCUAUUUGAUACCCGUCGAUUCUUGAUG
Aspergillus novofumigatus IBT 16806 is the source of this 914-nucleotide messenger RNA. Its product is annotated as MADS-box domain-containing protein. Gene Ontology annotation, molecular function: DNA-binding transcription factor activity, RNA polymerase II-specific; protein dimerization activity; RNA polymerase II cis-regulatory region sequence-specific DNA binding. The transcript has 3 exons. The record is from RefSeq and is a predicted model, not a curated record. NCBI's taxonomy places the organism in Eukaryota, Fungi, Ascomycota, Eurotiomycetes, Eurotiales, Aspergillaceae. Bases 124 to 783 code for a protein of 219 amino acids. Gene Ontology annotation, biological process: positive regulation of transcription by RNA polymerase II.